UUUUGUUUUGGUCCUCCUCCUCCCAGCUAAAGUCUAGCUAGCUCCCCAUCAUCCAUCUGUGUCUCCACGGCCGCAUUUUCUUCCACAGCAAACAGACAUGAAGAAGUUUUUCGAGGACAUAAAGAAGGACAUGAAGUUUAAAUCUGCGGGACCCGGGAAGAAACUGACAGAGGACACCAGUACCAAGCCCGAGGUGGUGCAGGGCAGCUCCAGUGCCAAGCAUAAUCGCUAUGCUCCCAGCGAAGGAUCCCAGAGGGCUGGAGCUGCUGCCCUGGCCAGGAUUGAGCAGCAUCAGCGGCCGAAGGUCCACACCUCUCAGGACGCCAUCAGGAACCAAGUGAAAAGAGAACUGGAGGCGGAGGCAGCUGCACUGGCUGAGAAACAAAAGGCAGAUGAAGCAGAGGGAGCCAAAGUGCCGUUGAAAGAUCCCGCCAUUCUCUCAGUGUCAGGUGUGUAUUUCACCUGUCCGCUAACUGGAGCCACAUUAACUAAGAGUGAGAGGGAAGUACGCAUUAAAGAGGCCAUUUUGAUGCGGUUUGAGGAGGAUGCAGUCGAGGCCUCAGUUAUGAUGAUUCACACAUUCAACAAAGACAGAGAGAAAGUGAAGGCUGCUGUGGACAUCAUAAGCAAGUAUAUUGAGAAUAUAUGUAAGAAUCCCACAGAGGAGAAAUACAGGAAGAUUAAACUCAGCAACAAGGUGUACCAGGAGAAGGUUCGUUGUGUGGAGGGCAGCAGAGAGUUCCUGGAGGCCCUGGGCUUCACGAGCAUUAUGCUUCCUGUGGACGGUCAAGAGGAGGAAGAGGAGUUCCUGGUGUUACUAGAGCACAGUCCUGAUGCCCUGGAGUUGAUGAAGGAGCGGAGGGAUCGUCUCCAGAGAGGAGAGCCCGUCAGAGCUCAGCUGGACAGACAACCUCAAGCAUUCAGAUCCUCUCCCAACGCCCAACGCUUCGAGCUGCCGCCAGAAUUCUACAACCUGACAGCAGAGGAGCUCAAGAAGGAGCAACAGCAGAGGAGUGAGUUGGUGGAGAAGAACGCCAUGCUGCGCACUAAAGCCAUGAGGGAGAAAGAGGAGCAGAGGGAGAGAAGGAAAUACAACUACACCCUGCUCAGGAUCAGACUGCCUGAUGGAAACCUGCUACAAGGGACCUUUUAUGCGUGGGACCGGCUGCCUGUGCUGUUUGCGUUUGUACGGGAGUCCUUGGUGGACGGCUGGCAGCCCUUUGACCUCAUCGCUCCUGGAAAUCAGAAACUAAAAGAGUCUGAGGAAGUCGCUCUUGCAGAGUGUAACUUGGUCCCUGCAGCUCUGCUCACAUUUGCCUGGGACGCAGCUGUGCAGGCUGAUAUCGCAGCCGCAGGUGGAAAGAGCGCCACCCUCCUCAAACCGGAGCUGCUGGAAACCAUUCGGACCCUGAGCUGAGCAGACGGACCGUCCCUGAACUCUCCCUGCAACCUCCCCCCUCUGGCACUGCGGGGGUGGGAUUGCCCCUUUCAAAUGACUAGUGAUAAGUUUAUUUUUACAAAUGCUAACUUCAGUCAGUAGCAGUGUUAGACCAGGGGGCAAGUUCACCCUAAUGCGCUUGUUUUGCUGAGCAUACCCUUCUCUCUCCAUGUGGGGGUGACGUCCCCUCACAGACCGUCUCAGCAGCACAUUUUACUGAAGGAAACGCUACUAACAGAUGUAAGGAGGAAGCAAGGACAGGUGGUCUUUUUGUUGCAUCCUGAAUUUACAUGCUGUGUCACAAACAGACUGUGGCAGCAGCCGUCUGUGCUCUAUCUAUCCAGCAGUCAGCCAGUCAGGUAUUCUUCAUGUGGCAUGUUGAGAGACCUUGUUUUAACUGUGUCGACACUUCCUCCUCUUGUUUGAAGUAAACAGUCCAUCUUGCUUACACAACAGUUGGAUUAGCAGUGCGUCUGUACAGUCAUGUAGAGGGAGAUCAGGAGUAGAGGAGCCAAGUACCUCUGGUCAGAUACUGUUGACUUGUGUUGGUGUGUCGGCACCGAGCUGCUGGGUGUCUGUGCACUUGCUUUGACUUGAAAUGCUAUCAGUUUUGACUUUUAAGUCUUUCGUCUGUCAACUGAUGGUUGUCCAGUCUGAUUUGAUGUGAUGUGAGUCUGGCUUGCCCGUUUGUCCUCUGCUCUGCAGUGGUGUUGCACUCCUUGUUGUACAGCUGACUUCUAAUUAAAAUUUUAAAUGUGAUUUAUCUGUACGUUUAUGAGCACAAGCCCAAAUCAUAAAUAAAACACAGGUUCAGUGUGACGUAUUUAGGAGGAUUUAGUGGUGAGGAUUGAAGAUUGCAACCAGCUGAAACUUUUAUCGGUUAGAAUUCCUGUUCAAGAGGUUUUAACCAGGAGCUGAAUUAUCCACAGAGGUCUCCUCAAAUGGACCAGGUGAUUUAAACUGGUAAAAACGCUGAAAAAAGCAGUUUCACGUUACUAAUCAGUGUUUCUCAGGUGCUGUUUGGCUCCUCACAGAGGGCUGCUCCCUCAGCGCCUGCUAACGUGUGCUCACCUUUCUUCUCUGAUAACUUAAGAUCCAGUCGUUCAGAGAAUUUUUACCGGGAGCCGAAUUCUCUUCUUCAUCUUAAAACACAUAGUUCAAAAUGACAAAAAUCUAAAAUGUGUAUUGAAAAACGUGCCCUAAAAAGUCAAUUUAUGGCAGCGUCUUACAGAAAACCACAACCCUGACGCAUGCACAAUAUGAUGCCAAAUGACAUGGACUGUGUGACUGCAAUUUCUCUGGGUUUGAAAAUUAUUAAAAACAUUUGGGACAAUGUAAAAACACAACUCGACAAACUAUAUAACAUUUGUCUCGUGUUAAAAACACUGAAUAAAACAGUUUCACGUUACAAAUCAGUGCUCUCUGAUGUUGUUCGGCUUGUCGCAAACGGGCCGCUAGCCACUUGAUGACCUUUUUGCUCUGAUAACUUCAGAUCCAGAUGUUCAGGAGGUUUUUACCAGGAGCUGAAUCAUCUCCAGAGGUCUCUUCCUCUUCAGAACAAAUGGACAUGUUGAUUUAAACCAGUAAAAACAAAAAAAAAAUCAGCUUUUUACGAUGUGGUUUGCCUCAUCACGGAACUGCUGCAAACUACAGUGGUCGACAAGAAAACACAAAUGUCUCUAUCUAGAGUCAGUGUUUGGUUUGUCCUUUCUGGGCUACUGUAGAAACAUGGCAGCGCAACAUGAUGCUCCCUAUGUCGAUAUAAACGGUUCAUUAUAAAUUUACAAAACCACAAUUCUCAUUUUCAGCUGAUUCUACAUCAAAGAAAACAGACUUAUUACAUCAUAUUCCAUUUUUCCUGUAUAUCCCUCUACGUCCUUCACACUGAACCUUUAAAUUAAGGUCAUACACUCAUGUGGUCCCCAAUAUAUUCAGUUUAUAAGUGUUAGCCAUGUGCUGACAAUGUGAUGGUGAUUCUAAUACCAAAAUAUUUUCUUGUAUUUCAACUUUUAAGCACUUUUCAGGACUAUUUAAACUUUAUAAAACACUAAAGAGCGUCCUAGAUGUAAAAUGACAGAUGUCGAUCAUGUGACUGUGUCCACAGUACUCUAGUGAUGAAUGGUUUAACGCAGACGCUCGCUGCAGAAGCUUCAUGUAACCAACUCGCUCCUCUGGCAUGCAGGCAGGCAUGAUUUACAUUUCUGUUGUUAAACCUGGCAGCAUGGACUCGUGUUGUCUCGAUGAUGGUGGUUUUUAUUCAUCUUUGAGUACUUGUUUGUAUCAAACACAUUUCCUUGAGGUAAAAAAGGGUCUUUAUUUUAAACAUAAUGGGAAUACGUAACAGUGUGAUCCAUAGCGCCUCCCAGCACACUGAGUGCAAUGAGAAAUCAAAGCUGUGUUUUAAUUUACCCUAAAAUUGUGUUAACUGUUUGAGAUCCAGCCUUUCCCUUAAAAAGUGUCAUUAGGUAUGAUAAAUUAAUUUUGGUAGUGGUUUUGUUGUGCAUGAAUCUAUACCAGGUAAAUCUGUCAAAACCAAGUAUAGUUUCUCCUGUUAGUGGUCGGUUAAGAUGACAACAACCUACCUCCCAUCGCUCAUGUCUGAUACAUCCCAAGUGAGUCGUACAGAAACAUGUGACUGAAACAGAUCUUAAAGGGGCGGUUUGGAUUCUUUAAGCAGGUUUGUAUAAGGUACAUAUCCACAGUCAGAGUAUUAUGUACAGCAGAUGGCGGUUGGCACACCUCCAUUUUGGAGAAGCAGGCAGGAGUACCGCCACUGAAGCUAAGCAAUGUGCUGCUGUGAACAGGGGCAGCAGCAAGACUUGUUUUAGCCGUCAGAAGAAAUCUAUAUUGGUUGAUAUGUGAGCUAUAUUUAAAAUAUUGUCUCUGCUUUACCUUGCUGUCAGAGAGCUGUUUCCACCGGAGAACUGAAGCUGUUAUCUGUGCGCCAGUCAUUUUACCUCACAGAUCACGGGAGCUGCUGGUGUAGCGCUGCCUCGGUCAGUUUGCUUGUGUUCCUGUGUGAUUUUGGUGUUAGGGUUAGUUUGGAUUCAUUAGAGGUCGUACACAUGCUGCGUUUUUUACCGCCUGGAAAACACAAGGUCGGGCACUGGGUGCUACUUUUUUGGGCCACAAUCAAGAGGUGCAGCUGUUGAAAUCCUGAGUGCAGAGCUGAUUGUCUUCCAGGAGCUGCUUAUAAGUGUGUAGGCCUAUCGUCUGUGGGACAGAUGUGACGCUCUGAGUAGCCCUGCGCUAAAACUGAUCACAGACUGAUAUUUACGGGAGAAGGGAAAGGUAUCUGUUGGCUGUGAUUGGUUGUUCCUCGUCACAUGACGUGCAGUGUGCCCUGCUGUGUUCCAAAAGUAGAACUUGUCUACUAUUUAUCUUAGAGCGCAGCUGUCGUACCCUAAAAAAUGGGUGCUCAGGAACGGCGUUUGAGCACGCCUGCCACACGCCUACAUUGAAAACAAUGAAUUUGAGAAUGCAAAAAACUGGGCGUGUGUAUGGCCUCUUAAAGGGAUAGUGCACCCAAAAAUGAAAAUUCAGCCAUUAUCUACUCACCCGUAUGCCGAGGGAGGCUCAGGUGUAGCUCUAACUGCCUCUCUGUGCACCGCGCUCACACUCACUGCGAAAGCACGUGAACACACAUGAAGGCGGUGCCCAUGUCUCACGUAAGCGCACACGUGAGCGCGGUGCACAGAGAGGCAGUCAGAGCUACAGGCUACAAUGAGGCUAAAAACAGAGUUCAAAUGGCGUUUUUCCAAAUAACUUUUUAUGUCGGGGCUUCAGGACACUUGGAUCACUACGGACGAGCAGUAUGGAGAUAUUUUGUGGUUUCAAUUAUGUGUUUUUGGACGUUUGAAUCUGGGGCGCCGUCAGCCUCCAUUAGGUGGAGUUGUGUUGCUACCUCCUCUCCCCUUGGAUCUCUGUAAGUGUUGUGAGGACUCUAAAACUUCACCUGAGCCUCCAUCGGCAUAUGGGUGAGUAGAUAAUGGCUGAAUUUUCAUUUUUGGGUGCUCAAUCCGUUUAAAGUCACACUACAAAAUGAGACGAACUGCUUGAGGUAGCAGCAGCCGAGCAACUCCCAUGUUCUGCAAGGUAAAAUUACUCGGGUAAAAAAGGAGACAGAAAGGAGAGAUAAAAUGUGGCUCUUCGAUCGAUCUCAGCAUUACGAUCCAGGGAAAAACUCACCCCAGUAUUUAUGCAAUCUGCCUGUGACAAAUGUAAUGUGAGGCGGACAUCAGGUCAGGGCAAAAAAAAUAAAUAAAAAAGUGAUGAGUGCAGAGCCAAGUCCAAAAUGGUAUUGAAGUACAUUCCUCUACAUUGUAGGAAGCUGAAGUGAAUCCAGGUCAUGGUGAUAGAAAGUGCAGUAUCGUAGGCAGCUGGACUUGCUUGAGUUUCUUGAAGACGUUUCGCCUCUCAUCCAAGAAGCUUCUUUAUGUCAACGUCUUCAAGAAACUCAAGCAAGUCCAGCUACCUACGGUUCAUGAAUCUCACUGGUGACCUAUUAUGAAGUCGAAGAGUCGUUUUUUGUUGAAGGUCGUCAAGGUCACAGCCCUGAUUACAGGUAACGGUAAAGCAGUGUAAAUAUUCUUAAAAUAGAGCACAUUUAAACGGAUUCUUUUUAAGUAGCUGAAAUGUUUUGCUGCUGCCCCCGUCUACAGCUGUACACUUCUGUGGUUGUGCUUCUGCCUGCUUCUCCAAAACUGGACGUGUGCUGACAGACAUGUAUUGUAAGAAAAAACUAUGGAUAACUACCUCAUACAGCCCCACUUAAAAUAAAUCUAAACUAUCCCUUAUAACAGUAGAAAUAAUUAUCACCACUUUAAACCAGCAUUAUUAUUAUUAGUUGCACACCAAAACCUCAUCUCAACUGUAAAAUCUGAUCAACAGUCACAGCAUUUGUGAGGCCAAGUCGGCCAUAAGCAGCAUCUCUGUCCAGCACUGGCCCCACAGGUAUUACAUGAAGGGUGUAAAUGUUUCAUCAGCAUUGUAAGCUUAUUAAAAUGAUUAGUGAGCAGUUGUGUUCUGUUGCUUUUUAACCUGCCUGUAAUCAAGAUCGCUUGCAUUGCAUCAUUUCUUUUGUUUAAUAAACAGAAUUAUGAGGCGAGUGUCGGUGUUUGAUCUGUGGAAAGUGAAGCUCCU
Molecule: messenger RNA, 6580 nt
Organism: Epinephelus moara (kelp grouper)
Lineage: Eukaryota; Metazoa; Chordata; Actinopteri; Perciformes; Serranidae
Gene: ubxn6
Product: UBX domain protein 6
Exons: 11
Coding region: 98-1417 (439 amino acids)
Cellular component (GO): cytoplasm
Molecular function (GO): protein binding
Source: RefSeq, a predicted model, not a curated record